AUGGCCGCCCUUUUUCGCCACACACUCCUGGACGAAGAUGACUUUCCUAUGGAAAACGUCAACUUCGUCCUGGAGCAGUAUGAGCUCGUUCGUGAGGAAGAGGCAUCAGGAAUUGUUGAAAGGGAGGGUUAUGUGGGUUUCGGGCAGGGAGUCUGGCAGGAGGAUCUCCCACUCCUCUUCCUGCUCCAGCUAUAUUGGCUGGAGCCGUGCAUCGAGCUCGACGACUUCGCUGCCUUGUACGGACUCUCCUAUGAUCAGGGACCACCUCCGGCGCCACCGCCAGCUCCGGCUGGUCGGUGGGCCGAUGACCCCGAAAUGGUCGAGGAAUCGGCAUGUCAUGUUCCACCCUCUUUCCUGUUUGCUUUUCACUGUUGGCUCAAGAUCCCUGGACAUUGGCUGCCCCAGAAACGUCAACUUCGUCCUGGUGAGUUCUUGACAUCUGGCUCUUUACGAGCUCAUUCGGAGGAAGAGGCAUCAGGAACUGAGAGGGACGGGCAGGGAGUCUGGCAGGAGGAUCUCGCACUCCUCUUCCUGCUCCAGCUAUACUGGCUGGAGCCAUGCGUCGAGCUGCACGACGUCGCUGCCUUGUACAGACUCUCCUAUGCGCCCUUGCGAGGAAAGCAUUACUUAAGGAACGAGGAUCAGGUGCCACCUCUGGCGCCACCGCCAGCUCCGGCUGGUCGGUGGGCCGAUGACCCGGAGAUGGCUGAGGAUGAAACCCAGGAACAUCAGGACUCUGAGAACACUGGUCCUAACCAUCCUCCCGCAGAAGCGACAGAACCUGCCAAUCCUGACGUAGGGCUUCCUGACUAUGACGGUGAUGAUGAGCGACCAUAUCAACUUUGCAGAACCGUGAGCAUGGUGUGGGCAGUUGCGAAAGAGGCGCGCAGGUGCAUUGCAGAACCAAAGCGGCCAGAGAGGUGGCAGGCAGGUGCGAAACAGGCGGGAAGGUUGGAUACGGUGGCGGGCAGGUGGUGGGAGUGGAAGGCGUCCGGGGAUCGGAGGCGCUACGCCGUCCAGGAAGAGGCAUCAGGAACUGAGAGGGACGGGCAGGGAGUCUGGCAGGAGGAUCUCGCACUCCUCUUCCUGCUCCAGCUAUACUGGCUGGAGCCAUGCAUCGAGCUGGACGACGUUGCUGCCUUGUACAGACUCUCCUAUGAUCAGGUGCCGCCACCGGCGCCAUGGCCAGCUCCGGCUGGUCGGUGGGCCGAUGACCCCGAACUGGUCGAGGAUCCCUGGCAAUUGGGUGCACCACAAGAUCACGUGUGGUUCUCAGAAUGUAUCGAGAAGGCAGAAAGGAUUGUGAUCGAAAGGAUUGUGAUCGAUGGCGUUUCCCGGUGUGGCGGCUGGGCACGGUCUUUUGCAGUGGCGGAAACGUGCUGCCGAUUGUCGACCAAGGGACGGAAAAACAUCGAGGUAGAACGGCUGCACGUGGCCUCCAGCACUGCUGGAUUGGUGGAAGGUCACGGCAGGGAUCAUCCGAAGAACUCCUCGCUACGCUCCAUGCGCUGUGUGGCCUUGCUGAUUCUUUGGUGCUUCGAGGUGUUGGCCGUGGCCCAUGAUGUUCCGAUCACCUUGGGUGCGCUGGGUGCGUGGACUGCCUUCGAACCCGAUCUGCUGAUCGCGUUGGUGGCGGCCAAUUUGGAUUUCCGUAGAAACUUCGAGGCGCCUGUCCGAGACAGGUUUGGACCUCCGAUUGUGAACCUGGGUGAUAUCCAUGCGAACCUCACCACAGUUGGUUUAUGGAUUGGGACGACCCAUGCGCAGAGAACGGUCGGAAUUUCCACUGCGAUUGAAAUGAUGCUGGGUCUCAAUGGUUUUUUACCGGUGGCUGGACUCAUUGGGGCGAGCACCUCAUCCGUGAGCACGCCCAUUGCUUCGGUGGCGGCCGCUCAAGGCGUGCCGCAGAUCUCGUUCUCAGCCACCAGUGCGGCAUUAUCCAACAAGGCCUCGUAUCCCUUCUUCCUGCGAACCUUGCCACCGGACAACCUGCAAGCCAAAGCACUCUGGCAAUGGAUCGAAGAGUUUCAGGUGCCAAGAGCGACUGCGAUUUAUAGCACAGAGAGUUACGGAGAAGAGAUGUGGGAGAGCAUUAGGGUCUUGCAACAACAAGCUGGGAAGCCCGAUUUACUUGAAGGUCAGCCGCUGCAGUACAUGGAUGCCUUUGAUCAACAGGAGGCCACGCGGGUUGCGCGGGAGGUGAAACGAGAGGGACCCCGAGUCCUACUGCUUUUUCUCAGCCAAAGUAUGCUGAAGGACUUUGUGAACAUCAUGGCAUUGGAGGGCAUGUUGGGACCCAGCUGGCAAGUGAUUUGCUCUGACAGUUGCAAUUCCAUGGCACGUUUGAACGGAGUGCUGCCAGCUGGUUUCAUGUACUUCGAUUUCGUGGGACGAGGAGCACUCUACCCAAAGUUGGAGGAGCUAUGGAAAGAACUGGAACUGGAUGACAUUGUGGGUGCAGAAGCUGUGGCGAGAUAUCACCUAGAUGGGAUGAAAGCUCCCUUGAACAAUACCUUGGUGGAGGAAGUCCUGAGACGCACUACUUCCGAGGGCAGCAGCAUGAUCUCCACCUAUGGCGCCUUUGCCUUUGAUGCUUACUAUGCCUUUCUCUUCGCCAUCAACGCCUUGCUACACCAAGGCCUUUCUCCCUCGGCCAUCCGAGGCGAGCUUUUGCUCCAUCAACUCAGCCAAACAAACUUCACGGGGGUAUCAGGGGAGGUGAGCUUCGAUGAAAAUCUUGAUCGCAUGUCAUCCUAUGAGCUCUGGAACGUGCAGGUCGCUUCGCUGUCCCCGCGGGUGGUGGCAGAAUUUGCGCUGGCCACGGGGACAUUUCGCUUUCGCGCCGAUGAGAACCAGUCAUCAACCAGUUGCAGUCCCUGUCCCCCUGGAUCCAUUGCUGCCGACAUUGCUGCCAGCGAAUGUCGCUUAUGUAGUCCUGGCUUUGUGGCGAAUCGUUCUGGCUUGGAUAGCUGUGAAAGGUGUCCAGUGGGGAAGUACAUGAACCUCCGAGGAGGAGAGCAAUGCUUCGACUGCGGCCAGAACCAAAUCACUGAAUCCACUGGUGCGCAAUCGGAAUCUGAGUGCAGAUGUGAAGUUGGUUCCUUCAUGUGUGUGGCAAUGGGCUGCAUCCCCUGCCCUGCUGGUUUGAGAUGCAGCGGCCAAGGAGAACCAGAGCAGAGUGAGGGAUACUGGACCCCAACCGUGGAUGAGCCGCAAUGUGACUUCCCAGUUCUGCGAUGCCGCAACAAGCGCGAAUGCCCGGGCGGGGCCAAGGGACGAUGUGCGAUGGGACGCGAAGGUUUGGCGUGUAACAACUGCAUGGCAAACCACUAUCCCUACGAUGGAAAUUGUGUUCCCUGCGGCGAACGGGACGUUCUACCCACGCUGCUCUUCUUCGCAGGGGCUGCAGCUUUGAUGGCGGUGUCCAGCUGGUCCAAGGUGGAGAGCCUGAACUGGCUGACGGCGGCCGCGGUCACCAGCCAGGUGAUUAUGGCGGUGCAAGCCUUGGGCUCGAUCCGUGAACUGGCGCUGGAAUGGCCUUAUCCAGUGAGGCGUCUCAUUGACUUGACCCGGCUUCUGACCUUCAAUUUCGAUAUCAUCCGGGUUGGAUGCAUCUAUGGGAGCGAUAGCCCAGUGUUGAAGUUCAUCAGCCAACUGCUGGUGUGCCCCAUUGGCUGUGGCUGCUUUUUCCUCAUUGGCUGUGUGAGCAGCCGGCUGCAGCAUCCCGUGCCGCUGGACACCAGCAUCAGCCGCUGUGGAAUGUUGCUCUUCGCCUUUUUCCUGUCCAUCACAUUGCGGAAUUUGAUGCCGUUUCAAUGUGUUCCGAAUCCUGAUGGCAGCUCUUCGAUGGUUUCGCAACCUGGAAUUAUUUGCUAUGACUCCGAUGAGCACGUGUUGCUCAUGGUGCUGGCCAUGGUGGGGUUGCUGCAGCCUUUCCUGGUGCUCUGCUGGGCGACCUACGCCACGGUGACCUUUCCUUCGCGCAUCGCCAGUGGCCGGGGUCUGCGCCUGGUGCAUCGCUAUCGCUUCCUGUUCCAUCGCUUCAAACCGGACUGUUUCUAUUACGGCCUCUUCUUGUUGUACCGCAAUGGCCUCAUCGCCUUGUUGCCCGUUCUCUUGGUGAAGUUACCAGAGGUGCAGGUGCCCUUCAUGGGAAUGGUGCUCUUGAUCUCCAUGGCGUUGCAAAGCCGGAAGUAUCCCUGGCGAAGCACAGAAGCCAACUACAUUGAACUACUUCUCACGGGCUUUCUGUUGGUGAUCUUAUUGGGCGCCGCACCGCUGCUGGAGAUCAACAUCGACACAUCAUCUGAAGCUUUGGGCUGGCUGCUUUGUGUACCGGUGGUGGGCCUGGUGGUGCCUGGUUUUUUGGCUCUUGGAAUGCCUAUUUGGUCCCAUUUGAAACCCAAGCAACGUUUUGGCAUUUUUCUUUGUCAUCACAAGGCUGGAGCUGGUUCCCUGUGCCGACUGAUGAAGAUCUUUUUGUCCAGGCAUAGCAAGGCCAAAGUCUUCUUGGACUGCGAUCAGCUGGAAAAUCUGGACUUUCUCUUUGACGUUGUGCGCUCCUCCAGCCGUUCGGUGGUGGUGGUUCUAACCCCUGAGCUGUUGAAGCGCGUCUGGUGCGCCGGGGAAAUUGCCACGGCGUUUAAGAGCAAGAUCACCACCGUACCAUUGCUUUGCGAUGGAUUUCGUCCGAUGGACGAAAGCUUGGAGGUCUUGGCCGGUUAUUGGGACCCAGAGCAGAUGCAGAUGCUGGCGAACUACGGCAUUUCCUUGCAGGACGUACAUCAGGCGUAUCGCUGGAUGCAACAGGAGCUGAGUCCCCUGCGAAUGCCCAGGUUCGGGCGAGUCUGGCGUCGCGAAGCCGUGGUGGUGGACCUGUUGCACCGUGUGGAGUUACCGAGCUCUUCCACCUCGGCACAGAUUGUGGCCGGCAGGAAAGCACUACAAUCCCAACGGCGCCCGCAUUUUGAUCACCAGCUGCGUCACCGAUGCGGAGGCGCUUUCUGCGUGCGAAGUCUUUCAAUGUCUGCUGCAAAGUCACUUGCAGGU
Messenger RNA from Cladocopium goreaui, 5049 nucleotides. NCBI's taxonomy places the organism in Eukaryota, Dinophyceae, Suessiales, Symbiodiniaceae. The record is from the annotation of a GenBank genome assembly.